Molecule: messenger RNA, 1246 nt
Organism: Erigeron canadensis
Lineage: Eukaryota; Viridiplantae; Streptophyta; Magnoliopsida; Asterales; Asteraceae
Exons: 4
Coding region: 222-860 (212 amino acids)
Molecular function (GO): protein binding
Source: RefSeq, a predicted model, not a curated record
UGGUUCCUUUAUCAGGUUUCCUCCAAUUCCACCGUAACUCAAGGCUGUUUUAUCAGCUUCCAUCAUAACCUUGGGAGUUGGGAUCAAUAAACGGGUGAUUAGGAGGACCAGGGAUGUAGUGGGAAAAAGAAGGGGGGCCAUGGGUGUAAAUAAUGAACAUCUAAUAUUAGUAUCAAAGGUAAGGGGGUAAAAAACCUAGAUAGAUAAAAAAAAAAAAAAAGAUGGUGGGAACGAAGGAAGAUCUAUGGGUGACGGCGAAGAGUGUGGAGGAUUUGGAUUGGAGGAAGAACAAGGAGAGGGGGUCUAAUGGCCACAAAAGCUUCAUCCAGACUUCAAUGGAAAUGAAUGGGAUUACAUUCCAAGACAUGCAACGAGUUGCACGUGGUUUUUAUGAUGAACCAGCAGAUGAGGAUUUGCCCCCCGUCUCCAACACCGACUCUGAUGGUAAAAUCAUUAACAAAUCAUCUUUAGAUCAUGAUGAGGAGGAGGAGGAGGAUUUGGGCCAGUAUGAUUGUUCGUCUGAGUCGGAUAUUGAUAUCCCUGCGUUGGUCAAGUUAUUAGAUGAUACUAGCACUGAUUAUAGCGACGAUGAUGAUGAUGAUGAUGAUGAUGAUGCUAGCUCUGAUGAUUCGGCAAAGCCAAAAGAGGCAUUAAAGUUGAAGAGUUUCUUACAGGAACUGCAUCUUGAGAAGUAUUUGACUAAAUUCCAAAAACAGAAAAUUGGCAUGUCUCUUGUUCCAAUCAUGACGGAUUGUGAUCUACUUGUUAUAGGAAUCAAAGAUAAGGAUGACAGAAAGAAGAUCCGUGAGGCGUUGAAGGCUAUGCCGCGAGAUGUGUCAACCAGCAGGCGUGCUUUCUGAACUGGUACGAGUCUAUUGUAGAUUUCUAUGGGUUAAUGUUUGUUCUCGGAUGUACUGAUGAAGCUGCUUAUGGAGAAGGUCGAUAGGAUUAGAAGUGUGUAAUGAUAUUGAAUUUGCUAGUCUUUUGAACAUGGUAGUUCACCCUCGGCACUUUACACUAGGCUUUGUUUAGAAAUCCACUCUUCUAGUGCUUAUUGUGUUUGACGGUCGCUGCAAGUUUAUAUCCUCUUGUGACCCCAUCUUGUUUAUUCAUUAAAAUUUGGAGCUGCAAGCAUGUUGUCACAAGCUAUAAGCUUCAAAUCAAUUCAAUAGUUUGAAGAGUGUUCAUCAUGCAGGCUUGAGCUUGGCUUUUGAGAAUUCAGUUAUAUAAUUAUUCUUGAGAAACA